GCCAACGCGGACUGAUCCGAUCAGAGGGAGACUGGAGGAGGAGCGUUCACGAUGAAGCUGCUGACAUCGUUAGCGUGGCUCAGCGUCUGGGCCACUGUAGCCCUCGCUGUCCCUGCUCAGGAGAAACGUGUCCAUCGCCAUGCCGACCUCAGUGACCACGCCCAUGAUGACGGCCAUGGUUUCCAGUAUGACCAUGAAGCAUUCCUGGGAAAGGAGGAGGCGAAGACAUUUGAUCAGCUGACCCCUGAGGAGAGCAAAGAGAGGCUGGCGAAGAUUGUGGAUCGUAUCGACACUGAUAAAGACGGCUUUGUGAGCCACUCUGAGCUGCACUACUGGAUCAAACACAGGCAGAGGAGGUACAUCGAGGAGAACGUGAACAAACACUGGAACGACUAUGACAAGAACCAGGACAGAAAGAUCAGCUGGGAGGAGUACAAGAACACCACCUAUGGAUAUUACCUGGACGAGGAGUUUGACGAUAUUGACGACAAAGCCACUUAUAAAUCCAUGCUGACUCGCGAUGAGAGGAGAUUCAAGAUGGCCGACAGAGACAGAGAUGGCAUCGCCACACGAGACGAGUUCAAAGCAUUUCUCCAUCCCGAAGAGUUCGACUACAUGAGAGACGUAGUGGUGCAGGAAACAAUUGAAGACAUCGAUAAAAACGGCGAUGGAAAAAUCAACAUAGACGAAUACAUCGGUGACAUGUUCACACCUGAAAACGGCGAGUCGGAGCCUGAUUGGGUUCAGACGGAGAAGAAACAUUUCUCAGAGUUCAGAGACGUGAACAAGGACGGUUACCUGGACGCUAAUGAGGUCGCUCAGUGGGUUCUACCUGGAGAGGUCGACCACGCCGCCAAUGAAGCCACACACCUGAUCCACGAGACCGACACGGACAAGGACGAGAAAAUAACCAAGAAGGAGAUUCUGGCUAACUGGAACAUGUUUGUGGGCAGCCAGGCCACCAACUAUGGAGAAGACCUGACCAAGAGACACGACGAGCUCUGAUCAGCGGGGUCAUCAGGGGUCAAAGUUUAGCCAUAGGGAGAUGGGUUGGGGGGGGGCUGAGAAUCAGGUUUUACUGGGACUCUCUAAAGUCCAGUUUCCUGUGGAUGGAGCAAUGAUAUAGAGGAGCUUUAACAUAAAACAUCCCUGUGGUUUUUUCCUCGCUUUCAGAUUGAUUUAUUUAUUUUUUUUUGUUCUUAUUUGGAAACGACAGGGAGGAGGGGGAGGGGUGUGACAUAGACCCCCCUCUCAAGGAUCAGGCUCCUCACUGACAUUUCUAUAGACAUAUAAGACCCCACCACCACAGGAAGCAGGUUUAAGAGCACCUCAGUUUUUUCUGUUUCUCUGUAAUCCAGAAUAAUCCUGGACACCGAUGAUCAAUAAUCCACUCCAGUCUGGUGGAUCACAUACUGUGUAUGUGGUCACAGCUGAUCACAAAGACACUCCUCAUGGUCACCUUCAUUUCUAUCACAUGUUCUAAUGAUGAUGUGGUCGACAGUCUACGGUGGCCCGGAUAGUUGUUGCAGCUCGUUGUUCAUGCACAGAUUUCUUCCUCUGUCUGAGCCCUCCAGGCCACCGUAGUGACAACUGAACUGUGGAUCAGAUCCACACAGCACUGACGGCCAGAUCGAACAAACGUUUGAGUUUUUAUGAAAGCAUCAGCAGAGAUGACAUCUUUAUACGGAGACAGAGAACGUCUGAGAACAUUUGAAAAAGAUUUCACAGUUUGGUAAACUUUUCUGUCACAGUGUUGGAAUUUUCAGGACAGGUGUGUCUCUGAGAUUCUGGAAUAAAAUGUUUGUUUUU
Cheilinus undulatus (humphead wrasse) is the source of this 1809-nucleotide messenger RNA. RefSeq names its product reticulocalbin 3, EF-hand calcium binding domain (gene rcn3). Bases 52 to 1005 code for a protein of 317 amino acids. The transcript is spliced from 8 exons. The record is from RefSeq and is a predicted model, not a curated record. NCBI's taxonomy places the organism in Eukaryota, Metazoa, Chordata, Actinopteri, Labriformes, Labridae. Gene Ontology annotation, cellular component: endoplasmic reticulum. Gene Ontology annotation, molecular function: calcium ion binding.